AUGAAAAAGGUGAAUGUUAUAAAUAACUUUGAUGAGCAAAUAAAAUCAUUAAAUGAUAACAAUAUACCAUAUAAAUAUUAUAACCCUUCACAUAACAUAAAUAUUCGUAAUUAUUUAAGUUCAAAUGAUAUUAAAUAUAAGUGUAAACCUAAUUCUUAUUUAAGCCUUAAUGAAUUAGUAGAAUUUGUUGACAAUUUAAAUAAUUCUAAGAAUGAUAACAUAAAUUACAUAAUUAAUGAUUAUGAUAAUAGUAAUAUUGAAAUAAUAGAUGGGAAAGUAAACAGUAAUGAAAAAUAUAUUAAGGAAAAUUCAGAAAAUUAUGAAGGUUUUAAUAACAAAAAUUUAAUAAAUGAAAAUAAUACGCUUAAACUAGUAAAUGACACUUACAAUUGUCACACUAAUUAUACUAAAAAUUCCAACGUUAUCUAUACAUUAAGUAAUGAAAUAUCUAAUUCAAGUGAGAAUAAAAACAUAAUACAUAAUAAAAUAAAUAUCCAGACUUCCUCUAUAUCUAACAUUAACAAUGAUAAUAAUUUGUUAAAAGACCUGUUAAAAUGUAGAAGCACUUUAUCAAAGAAGAAUAAUAUUAAAGAUCCUGAAAAAUUAAUAAGUACAAAAAACUUAAAAUUGAUGUUAUUACAUCGACCUAAGUCUAUUGAUGAUAUCAGGAAUUUGAAUUUAACUGGUUUCGGUGAAGAUAAAAUAAAAAAAUAUGGGUAUGAUUUUUUAAAAGUUUUUUUAUCUAACUAUUAA
Molecule: messenger RNA, 753 nt
Organism: Plasmodium gallinaceum
Lineage: Eukaryota; Apicomplexa; Aconoidasida; Haemosporida; Plasmodiidae
Product: conserved Plasmodium protein, unknown function
Exons: 1
Coding region: 1-753 (250 amino acids)
Molecular function (GO): nucleic acid binding; nucleotide binding
Source: RefSeq, a predicted model, not a curated record